Lacerta agilis (Sand lizard) is the source of this 960-nucleotide messenger RNA. RefSeq names its product sodium channel modifier 1-like. The transcript has 8 exons. Bases 43 to 870 code for a protein of 275 amino acids. Gene Ontology annotation, biological process: RNA splicing. NCBI's taxonomy places the organism in Eukaryota, Metazoa, Chordata, Lepidosauria, Squamata, Lacertidae. Gene Ontology annotation, cellular component: nucleus. The record is from RefSeq and is a predicted model, not a curated record.
AGUCUUCGGAGCCUGAAAGAGUGAAGGGGGGGGGGGCACAGCAUGUCUUUCAAGAGGGAGGGAGACGACCCCAGCCAGCUCAAUGUGCUCAAGAAAAGAAGAGUUGCUGACCUCUUGGCCAAUUACAUCGCCGAAGAUGAAGCUUUGCUGCUGAGAGAUGGCAGAUAUGCCUGCACUGUCUGCUUCCACCGUCCAGUUUUUGACACUCUUGACAUGCUCACGGUCCACCGUUCUGGAAAGAAGCACCUGAUCAGUUUGCAGAAGUUCUAUGGGAAGAAGCGUUCACUCGAGAGUGAGAUCCAGAAACGCCACCACCGGGCAUACCUCCGAGCAGAAGAAACUGGUGCCCAGGCGAGUCCAGGCCCUGCACCUUUGCUUGUGGAGACCAGGAAGAUCGCCCACAAUGCUUUGCUGAAAAACGUCCCUUAUAGCAGCUGCUGCCGGCGCAACAGGGUGGCAGGAAGUGACAUUGGCCCCAGUACCUCAAGGACAGAUGCAAGCUCCAGAGAGUCAGAAGAAAAUGAGCUGUCAAAACCCAAGAACUCCGUGCAUGCAGAAGAACAUAGACUUGCUUUGCCAGAAGCCACUGUUGCUGUGGAUUUGCCUGGGUGCGCAACUUCCACGUCAGAAUCGGCGAAAAGAUCUGCUGCUCUGGGGAAGGAGCGUAGCCGCAAAAGGAAAGUGCCUCACGGUGCGGCACCGCAUUCUGCCACUGGUGAUGUUACCCCGGAGAAGCGCCGGGCUUUGGAACACUAUCUGAGGCUGAAAAGUUCCGGUUGGGUCCAAGAUGGUUCUGGCAAGUGGGUAAAAGACGAGAAUGUGGAAUUUGACUCUGACGAAGAGGAACCUCCUGCACUGACUCCAUCUUGACAACAUUGCUGCUUACUUUCUGAGGGGGGACCUUUGGAAAUGUGCUGUUAGUUGGACAUUCAGGGACCACUCCUUCAAGAGCAAAAAUUU